Messenger RNA from Toxotes jaculatrix (banded archerfish), 1597 nucleotides. It is a transcript of the gene lum, whose product is annotated as lumican. The transcript is spliced from 3 exons. Gene Ontology annotation, molecular function: protein binding. Bases 128 to 1156 code for a protein of 342 amino acids. The record is from RefSeq and is a predicted model, not a curated record. Lineage: Eukaryota; Metazoa; Chordata; Actinopteri; Toxotidae.
CUCCUCCCCCUCUCUCCUUCUUUCCCUCUGUGUUUUUCUCCAGAGACUUCCAGUUUUUGAACACCACACUGUUCUUACCUACUGGCCCUGCACCCCACACACACGAAAAGAGAGAAGCACAGAAGCUAUGUCUCUUCUACGUGGGCCCCUGUUGGCCAUACUGGUCAGUAUGGCCCUGUGCCAGUAUUACGACUACGACUACCAGCCUAUGUCCAUGUUAGGACCCUCAGGGCCCAACUGUAAUCAAGAAUGCGAGUGCCCGAUCAACUUCCCCUCCGCCAUGUAUUGUGACAGCCGCAAGCUCAAGUUUGUUCCCAUAGUCCCAUCAGGGAUCAAGUACCUGUACCUCCAGAACAACUUGAUUGAAGAGAUCAAGGCAGGAGUGUUUGAUAAUGUCACUGCUGAACUUCGCUGGCUUGUACUUGACAACAAUCAGAUCACCAAUGCUAAGAUAGCAAAGGGAACAAUUGACAAGCUCACUGCCCUCGAGAAGCUGUUCUUCAGCCAUAACAACCUCACAGAGCCAGUCAUCCCUCCCUCCAAGUCUCUUGAUGAGCUGAAGAUGAUGCACAACAAGUUGUCGAAGUUCCCAUCUGGACUCUUGACUGACAAAGAAAAUUUGACCUCCAUCAACCUUCAAUACAAUCAGCUAACCUCUGAUGCCAUUGCGGGGGCAUUCAAAGGGCCGAAGAAGCUGAUCUCCUUGGAUGUGAGCCACAACAAGCUGAAGAAGCUGCCAGCCGGCGUCCCCAAUUCACUGGAAAUCCUCUAUGCUGACUACAAUGACAUCGACAGUGUCGGAGCUGGAUACCUGAACAAGCUGCCUUCGCUGCAGUACCUAAGAAUCUCCCACAACAAGCUGGUGGACUCCGGCAUCCCUGCUGGAGUCUUCAAUGUGUCGUCACUGGUGGAGCUGGACCUGUCUUUCAACAAGCUUCGGUCCAUCCCUGAGAUCAACGAGCAGCUGGAGCAACUCUACCUCCAGGCCAACGAGAUCAACAAGUUUGACCUGACAAGUUUCUGCAAGUUCAUUGGACCCCUCAACUAUUCCCGUCUGAAGCAUCUGCGUCUGGAUGCCAACAACAUCACACACAGCAGCAUGCCCCCUGAUUCCUCCAACUGCCUGCGCCAAGCUUCAGAUAUCAUGUUUGAAUAAGGACCUCCCUCAAAUCUAUGACCUUUCCGUGACCCCCACUCUACUAUCAUGACACAGCUCAGCCUGAAGCCUUGUGGAUUUAAAUGUCACAAUAUCCCACCUUUUAAAGUACUGACAUGUCUUUGCACUUCUGACAUAAGUAUAAUGUAAAUCUGGGGUAUUGUAACGGCAUCUACAUCAAUUAAAUAUAUAUUCUGAACAAAUCUAAAGCUGGGCAAAUCUGAGAUACAAUACAAGGGCUACAUUUGAAGAUGUUUUAGUAAUAUAUCUCGCACAUAUGCAGUCAGACUGUUAAAUUGAUUAAGCAUCAAGCAAAUGUUCCAAACAUUUGUCUGUAUUUGUACGCUUUUGUAGAUUUGAAUGAAUAUUCUAAUUGUUGAAAUAAACACAAGGGCAAAAAAAGAAAAAAAAAACAAUAAAAUUACAAUAAAAAAUAAAAAA